AUGGUGGAGAAUGCCCAGAACCUGCUCUCCCUGGGGCUUCCAGUUCCCAGAGAAGAUGUGAUCUAUUUUGAGCAAAGGGAAGCACCAUGGAUGCUGGAGCAAGAAGACCUGAAGAGCUGCUGUCCAGAAGGAGAGAUCAGACUUGAAGUGAAGGAGACUCCUGCAGAGUUAAGCCUUUCUGUGGAAGAAAGUCAGGAGCAAAGAUUCCUGGGGGAUGGUCCCUGUGACUUCACUUGGACAGAAAUCUGUUCGCUUCAUCUGGGAAUCCACACUGGGGAGAAAACUUAUGAAUGUAAUCAGUGCAGAAAGAGUUUUAGACAGAGGGCCCAUCUUACCAAACAUCAGAGAAUCCACACUGGAGAGAAACCUCAUGAAUGUAAUCAGUGCAGAAAGAGUUUUAGACAGAGGGCCCAUCUUACCAAACAUCAGAGAAUCCACACUGGAGAGAAACCUUAUGAAUGUAAGCAGUGUGGGAAAGUCUUUACACUGAGGGCCUGUCUUAUGGAACAUCAGAGAAUCCACACUGGAGAGAAACCUUAUGCUUGUAAUCAGUGUGGGAAGGCCUUUACACUGAGGGCCUGUCUUACCAAACAUCAGAGAAUCCACACUGGAGAGAAACCUUAUGAAUGUAAUCAGUGCAGAAAGAGUUUUAGACAGAGGGCCCAUCUUACCAAACACCAGAGAAUCCACACUGGAGAGAAACCUUAUGAAUGUAUUCAGUGUGGAAAGGCUUUUAGAGUCAGCUCCAGUCUAGCUGAACAUCAGAGUAUCCACACUGGAGAAAAACCUUAUGAAUGUAAUCAGUGUGGGAAGGCCUUUACACUGAGGUCCUCUCUUACCAAACAUCAGAGAAUACACACUGGAGAGAAACCUUAUGAAUGUAAUCAAUGUGGAAAGGGUUUUAGACAGAGGGCCCAUCUUACCAAACAUCAGAGAAUCCACACUGGAGAGAAACCUUAUGAAUGUAAGCAGUGUGGGAAAGCCUUUACACUGAGGGCCUGUCUUAUGGAACAUCAGAGAAUCCACACUGGAGAGAAACCUUAUGAAUGUAAUCAGUGUGGGAAGGCCUUUACACUGAGGGCCUGUCUUACCAAACAUCAGAGAAUCCACACUGGAGACAAAACUUAUGAAUGUAUUCAGUGUGGAAAGGCUUUUAGAGUCAGCUCCAGUCUAGCUGAACAUCAGAGAAUCCACACUGGAGAAAAACCUUAUGAAUGUAAUCAGUGUGGGAAGGGUUUUAGACAGAGGGUCCAUCUUACCAUACAUCAGAGAAUUCACACUGGAGAGGAACCUUUUGUACUGUUAAUGGAAUAG
Messenger RNA from Trichosurus vulpecula (common brushtail), 1314 nucleotides. Its product is annotated as zinc finger protein 501-like. Gene Ontology annotation, biological process: regulation of DNA-templated transcription. The transcript has a single exon. Lineage: Eukaryota; Metazoa; Chordata; Mammalia; Diprotodontia; Phalangeridae. The coding region runs from base 1 to 1314 and encodes 437 amino acids. The record is from RefSeq and is a predicted model, not a curated record.